GUGGCAUGGUGAUAAAAUCAGUCUCCAUUCUAUGCACGUAAUAAUGAUGGUAUUAGUAUUGGUUAUGAAUACGGAAUCGUUUGAUUUGUCUGAAAUUGCUUCACAAACCGUAGCCCGUGUUUGCGAUAUGACAACCAUUAACAGCGAUAUCAUCAUGAAAUUAAAGGCAUGCGAUAAACAGUACGACGAUCAGUGGUGUAUGGACAUGGCCCAACAAAAAAGCAUUGAACCUGAAUUCAAAAAGUGUGAACAUAUGGUGCGAAACGAUUGGAUGAGUCUGAAUGUGACCACAGAUGAAGACAGGGAGGAUGUGCUCAAUGCCUGUAAUGUCGGUUAUCACAAGUGCUAUAAGAAUGCGUAUGCAUUGGUCAGACAGCAAGUUUACCUUGAUCGCAGAACUAAAAAUGCUUGUUAUAAAUCUGCCCUUGCCUGCGACACGACAUUCAUUACCGAUGAUAAGUGGCAACAAUUGGAGAGAUGUACCGAUGAUUACUAUAAUCAGGUUAGACCGUAUUGGAAAGAGGUGAUGGAACAGUCAAUAAGCACAUGUAGGCAAACAUAUAACGACCAAUUGACAAGGUAUAGUAACGUUAGGCUGAAUACAACCCAGGAUAGUUUAUUGCUCACGUGCAACGCUGAUUACAAGAUUUGUCGUGGCAAAUUGUACAAAAUGCUUAACGAUAAAACUGUAUCGUACGCUAAAACAAGAGAUGAUUGCUACCGUAAUAUUCUUAAAUAAUGGGAAUUAAAUAAU
Molecule: messenger RNA, 754 nt
Organism: Medioppia subpectinata
Lineage: Eukaryota; Metazoa; Arthropoda; Arachnida; Sarcoptiformes; Oppiidae
Source: the annotation of a GenBank genome assembly